AUUUUAUUUUAUUUUGGGAUAAGGAAUUGUUAUUUUAAAAAAGGCCAAAGUCAUAUGCGGCCACUCAAACUUGUCUCGAUUAUUCACUUAGACAACUCAACUAGACGUACUACCUAUUGAACACCUUAACCACCCCGAUUUGAACCGUAAAAUCAUUUUUUGCCCACAUGGCAAAUCGUUUGUGAUUCACGCAAAUGAAGCGCGUGAAUUUGUUUUUUUCUCAUUUUUUACACUGCCUACAUGGCAGCAACGGUAACAUUGCACUUCAAUGUUAAAGUUGAAGUGAAAUCCCCAAUUCUCUUCCCCAAAAUCAUCUUCUCCAAUUAGUUGAAGUGAAAUCCCCAAUUCUCUUCCCCAAAAUCAUCUUCCCCAAUUUCUCUUCCCCAAAAUCCAUUUAGAACCCUAAAUCUCCAAUUCUCUCUUCUACUUCUAAAUCUCCAAGUUUCUCUCUUCUUCUCUAAAUAUCCAAGUUUCUCUCUUCUUCUCUAAAUCAAUUCUCUUUUAUCAAAUGUCGCAAAUUUCAGUAAAUAUCGAUGAAGUUGAUAUAUGCAAGUGUGGUUAUUAUUGUCGACUGAAAACUUCGAGGACUCCUUUGAACCCAGGUCGUCGAUUUUUUGGAUGCAAAUCAUCAAAGGAAAAUGGUGGAUGUGGAUAUUUUAGAUGGAUUGAUCCGUCGCUUGAAAAUGUUGAUGAAUCAUCCUCAAUGAAUAGACUCAUAGACGGUCAAAAUCCGAUUGAUCGACUAAAGAGAAAAGUGAAAGAGCUUGAAGAAGAAAAAGAUUCUUUGAAAUUUCAAUUGAAUGAAAGUGAAGUGAAAUUGAUGGUAUUGAACAAGAAGCUUAAGGAAGUUAAACUCCAAAGGGAUUGGGAAAAUGUCAAAUUUAAUCGAAUUGUGAUUGUUUUUCUUUGUCUACUAACUAUUAAAUGGUUCUUUAAUAUUUUGUAGUUGAUAGUAGUUCAGGAUUGUAAUACUUAAUUGUUUAGUUUUGCAGUAGUUAGGUAGUUAUUCUAGAUCAAUUAGUGAUGUUUUAAUUGGUAU
Messenger RNA from Solanum pennellii, 1039 nucleotides. RefSeq lists its product as uncharacterized. Bases 509 to 946 code for a protein of 145 amino acids. Gene Ontology annotation, molecular function: zinc ion binding. The record is from RefSeq and is a predicted model, not a curated record. The transcript is spliced from 2 exons. Lineage: Eukaryota; Viridiplantae; Streptophyta; Magnoliopsida; Solanales; Solanaceae.